Molecule: messenger RNA, 663 nt
Organism: Mesorhabditis belari
Lineage: Eukaryota; Metazoa; Nematoda; Chromadorea; Rhabditida; Rhabditidae
Source: the annotation of a GenBank genome assembly
AUGUGGACCUUUGCUUUACUUCUCGCGUUGGUCGCAAUCACGAAUGCAACUCCUGGGCCGGCGAUGAUCGAUGAAACAACACGAUGGAGUCAAUGCAAAGACACCAAUCAAAGCAUUUACGAUUUUCAGCUUGAAACUCUUCAAGGUGAAUACACGGAUCUUUCGCAAUACAAAGGUCAAGUCCUUCUUGUCAUCAAUGUUGCCACAUUUUGCGCGUACACGCAACAAUACACAGAUUUCAACCCAUUGAUUGAGAAAAACGCAAAUGGUGGAUUCACAAUUCUCGCUUUUCCAUGUAAUCAAUUCUAUCUUCAGGAACCAGCCGAGAAUCACGAGAUCUUGAAUGGAGUGACAAAAGUGAGACCGGGAAAUGGAUGGCUUCCACAUCAAAAUCUUCACAUUUACGGGAAAUUGGAAGUGAAUGGAGAGAACCAUCAUCCAUUGUAUGAGUUCAUCAAGGAUUCGUGUCCGCAAACUGUUGACAAAAUUGGCAAAACGGACGAAUUAAUGUACAAUCCAGUGAGACCAAAUGACAUCACAUGGAAUUUUGAAAAAUUCUUGAUUGAUCGACAGGGUAAGCCACGAUUCCGAUUCCAUCCGACCGCUUGGAGCAAAGGUGCCGUCGUUCAGCCAUUCAUAGAUCAACUUAUGAAUGAAAAAGCC